AUGUUCUAUCAAAUUGAGGAUCUUUGUUAUCGAUUACAACAAGAUGUUCGUCAAUUCAUUAGUAAUCUAACACCAAUUAGUAUUAUUAAACCAUCUUCUACUACUAAUCGUGAUGAAUUGGAUCAAUCAUUUAUGUAUUCACAAUUAUUAAAAGAGAUUAUUUUAGAUAUGCCAUACGAUGAUAAAGCAAAAAAAGAAUAUGCAGACUUUUGUCGUAUUCAAUAUGCGGGCAAUCAUCAACGGAUCGAAGUGAUAGAUGAGUUCGAAGAAACAUAUCAGCCUUCAUUAUCUAUUUGGUGGUAUACACGAGAAACUUUUAUUUAUUCGACAUUGAAUAAAGCCUUAAGAAAUCAAGAUACUGAAAUCGUGAUCAAGAUGGGAUUUUUUCUUCGUGAUCUUCAUUGUCAAAUUGAACAAUUAUAUUCGAAAAUGAAGAAUCAUGAUCGCCUGAAUGUUUUUCGAGGACAAGGUGUAUCGCUAAUAGAAUUUGACAAAAUAAAGAACAGUAAAGGUGGUCUUUUAUCAUUUAAUAAUUUUUUGUCAACAAGUGCUGAUAAAGACGUGGGAUAUACGUUUGCGGACAGUGCACGACAGAAUCCUGAUCUGGUCGGAAUUAGAUUUAAAAUAGAAAUUGAUUCAUCUGUUCCAACGGCACCAUUCACUUCUUUAGCCGAAUACAGUUACUAUAGAGACAAUGAGAAUGAAAUUCUCUUUUCGAUGCAUACGGUGUUUCGAAUUGUUGAUAUGCAAGAAAUUGAAGAUCGAUUAUGGGAAAUUAAUUUAAUAGUAACCAAUGACGAUGAUCCACUUUUAACAAAUCUUACUAAAUACAUACGAGAUGAAAUUAAUGGAUCAACAGCAUUGCAUCGAAUGGGUCAAUUGAUGAUUAAAAUGGGUAAAUUUGUCAAAGCUGAAGAAUUCUACAAUAUAUUACUCGAUCAAACUUCUGAAGAUGAUCACGAAAAUAUCGCUCACCUUAAUCAUCAGUUAGGCAUUAUAAAACAACAGAAUGGUGAUCUAUCAAAUGCACUCGAAUUCUUUUUAAAGGCAUUUAAGAUUAUGAAGCAACAUCUUUCACCAAAUUACUCUGAUCUAGCUAUCGUCUAUCAUAACAUCGGACUAGUAUAUAGAGGAUUAGGAGAAUAUCCAAAGGCACUUUCAUAUUAUGAAAAAGCACUCGAAAUCGAACAAAAAUCUCUUUCAUCCGAUGAUCCAAAACUUGCUGCUACCUACUGCAAUAUCGGUUUAUUGUAUAAUGAUAUGGGACAAUACUCGAUGGCACUUUCAUACUAUGAUAAAGCGUGUGAAAUCCAACAAAAAUCUCUUCCACUCUAUCAUCCAUUCUUAUCUACUACAUACAAUAACAUUGCUUUAGCUCAUAAAGAAAUGGGGAACUAUGAAGAAGCACUAUCUUACUAUGAAAAAACACUUGAACUCCAACACAAAUCUCUUCCAACUGACCAUCCAUUACUAGCUACUACAUAUUGUAAUAUUGGUUCGGUUCUUAAUUUAAUGGGAAAAUAUUCAGAAGCGCUCAAUUACCAUAAUAAGACGCUUGAAAUCGAACUGAAAUCUCUUUCGUCUAAUCAUCCUAGUCUUGCUACUACCUAUUGCAGCAUCGGUCUUUUAUAUCAUGAGAUGGGACAGUACUCACUUGCACUCACAAACUAUGAGAAGGCACUCGAAAUACAAAGAAAAUCUCUUCCAUCCAAUCAUCAAGAUCUCGCUAAUACAUACAAUCACAUUGGUCUUACUUAUGAUCAGAAAGAUGAAUAUUCAAAAGCACUUUCAUACUAUGAAAUGUCACUUGAAAUUCAACAGCAAUCUGUUUCAUCAAAUAAUCCAUUGCUAGCUACAACAUUCAACAACAUUGGUUCUGUGUAUGCUUCAAGACAAAAUUAUUCAGAUUCUCUCUCAUAUUACAAGAAGGCACUUAAAAUACGACUUACAUGCCUUCCAUCUAAUCAUCCUGACCUAGCUAGUACGUACAAUAACAUCGCAUUGGUAUAUACUGAAAUUGGACAGUAUAAAAAUGCUCUCUCGAAUCAUGAAAAAGCAUUUGAAAUCCAACAAAGAUCUCUUUCAUCUGAUCAUCCAUUGUUGGCUACUACAUAUAAUAACAUUGGUUUAGUUCAUCAAAAAAUGGAGGAAUAUUCGAAAGCAUUAGCAUACUAUAAUAAAGCACAUGAAAUCCAACAAAAAUGUCUUUCACACAAUCAUCCAUCGCUAGCUAUUACCCUGGGCAAUAUUGCUUUAAUUCACAAAUCAUUAGGAGAUUAUUCAAAAGCAUUCGACACUUAUCAUAAAGUACUUGAUAUUAUGGAGAAAUCCUUAUCAACCGAUCAUACAUGGUUGGCUACUACAUACAAUAACAUUGGAUCAUUGCAUAACAUAAUGAAAAACUAUUCAACUGCAUUAUCAUACUACAAAAAAACACUUGACAUCAAAUUGAAAUCUGUUUCAUCCGAUCAUCCAUCACUGGCUAUUAUCUACAACAAGAUUGGUUCGGUACACCAUUCAAUGGGAAAAUAUUCGAUUACACUCUCAUACUAUGAAAAGGCACUUACAAUUCAGCAGAAAUCUCAUCCUUUGAAUUAUCCAUUACUAAGUAUCACCCACUAUAAUACAGCGAUGGUGCUAGAAAAUCUUCAACGGUAUACAGAGGCUGUCGAACAUGCCACACAAGCAGUGAUGUAUGCACGUCAAGCUUCCGAUUAUGAGCAUCAGAAAGUUGAAGAAAUUGAGAAAUAUCUCAACUUCCUUCAAGAAAAACUUGAAUGA
This is a messenger RNA of Rotaria sordida, 2781 nucleotides long. The record is from the annotation of a GenBank genome assembly. Lineage: Eukaryota; Metazoa; Rotifera; Eurotatoria; Philodinida; Philodinidae.